Molecule: messenger RNA, 6827 nt
Organism: Lagopus muta (rock ptarmigan)
Lineage: Eukaryota; Metazoa; Chordata; Aves; Galliformes; Phasianidae
Gene: GEMIN7
Product: gem nuclear organelle associated protein 7
Exons: 7
Coding region: 81-485 (134 amino acids)
Biological process (GO): spliceosomal snRNP assembly
Cellular component (GO): SMN-Sm protein complex
Source: RefSeq, a predicted model, not a curated record
CGGGCUGCGAGUCGCAGAAUGAUGACGUAAACGGAAAGCGCGGUCGGGAAGCGCGCCGGAUGCGCAGCAGCUGAAGCUCCAUGGCCAUCCCUGUGAGUGUCCUCCGCCUCCCACGGGGCCCAGAAGGUUCGGGACGAGGUUUCAGCUCCACAACGCCAAACCGUCGUCGUGGGGAAGCCCCAGAGGUGGCAGAGGUGACAAAAGCCACACAGGCCACACGGGCAGCACUGCGCCGCCGCUUCCUGCUCAGCCUGGCGGCCGCACGGGAACAAACAGUGACAUUUGUACUCUGUCAGCACGGCCGGGUCAGCGCCGUGCUGGGGGCCGUCUGGGUCCCCGAUGGCACCGAGGUCUGCGGGGACAACGGCAGUGCGGCCGUGGCCUUUCAGGUGGACGCCCUGCAGACGCCUCUGGGGGUGCAGAGAGCUGCGCUGCUGCGGGGACGGGAUGUGGUGGCGUUUGGGUUUCAGGUGGCUGAGAAAUGAGGGGAAAGCAAUGGGGAAAUUGAUGGAGAAAUGAGGGGAAAUAAAUGGAGACGUGAGGGGAAAUAAAUGGAGUGGUGGUAGGGAGAUGAAAUGGGGGGGACACUGAAAGGGCACUGGGGGGCUCUGAACAAUGACAGCCCUCAGCUUCACACCUUGGUGUCACCCCCAGUGGUAUCCUAACCUCACCCCCCACCAUCCCCCAAUGGAACCACAGCGUCACUCCAAUUUGGUCCCCCUGCAGCGUCACCCAGCAUCAUUCCUUCGUGUUCUGAAGGGUGAGGAGGGCCCAUAGAAAAAGAGUAAGAGUGAGAAAAAGGCUUCACAGGGAAUAAAGAAGGGGGGGGGGGGGGAGGGGGGGAGUUGUUAGAGAAAGUUUAUAGAAGCAAGAAUGUAGAGCUGGUUGGAAAAAUAAGGAUGGCAGACAUGGAGUCUGGAAUAGCAAGGGGGACGAAGGCCAUAAAGGUAAAGGUUUGAGAACAGUACAGAGACAUCUGGCAGGGAGGUGAUGAGAUGCACACAGGGCAACAAGAAAACAGUUUGGGGGGUCCCGAAAGGUCAGAAGUUUACGGUGAGGAAGAUGAGGAUUCGUCAUCCCACAACCUCCAGGAGGAGACGACCACAACUGUGCACACGCAAUGGGGGGAGGGUCUGCAUGCUGAUGGCUCCUGGGAAAUCUGAUGAUCCACAUCCAAAUUGCUGGGAACUCCUCGUCACGCGCCGGCUCACAGCCCCGGCUGCAGCAGGCUUCUUGCCGGAUCGAUCCGUCCUGCGCCCAGCUCAACACAGCGCUGAAUAAAGCCGACCUGCUUUGAGAUCUUACGUGCGGGACAGGGUUUGAUUCUGUGUGUCACAUGGAGGAUGACAUUUUGGUCACGUGCACAGAGAGACACUGAGAGGACCUGCGUGUUUCUGAGGGGCACUGGGGGGCUCUGAAGGGGCUCCCCCCCAUCUCCUUUAAGCAGCACUGCUCUCCUUGUGGAGCUCUGGGGCUCCCCUCCUCUCCUUCCCAUUCUCCCAUCGCUUUCCCUGCACGCUUUCCUGGCUGUGUUCUCUUAUUCCCAUUGUUUCUCACCUUUCUUUGGGUGCUGCUUUUCAUUCUAGGAUCCCCAACCUUACGGAUGAAAUAGACUUCAUCUCAGAAAGCAGAGAGCAUCUUUGGCUAUGAGCUUAUUUCUGUCCAGAGAGUCCCAAAGCAGAGCUGUUGGUGGAAGUGUCAGAGAAGGAGAUGGAAGCACGGCACGUCUCAUUAGAGAAGGGAAUUAAUUACAUGGAUUGAUUCUCAAGGUGGCGAUUUGAGCCGUGGAAGCAGCGAUGGGCUUUAACAGCUUGCAGUGCUCCCUACAGAGGCGUCUCUGAGGCGCACCUGCACUGACCAAAGCCCAGCUGCAGGGCGCACAGUUAACAAACGCACAGUUUGCAGAGUGCUGUGGUUAGAACAGCAUUUUACAGGUGUUGCAACUAGAAGGAUUGCUGUAAUGGUAAGUAACUGACAACCAGAAAUAAAUAAAAAGCCCACCCAUGUCCUAGGCUUGCAAUAGAAAGCUCUAAAAAGAGGAAUCUCCAGAAAGAGAUUGAGACACAGCCACCUCCAGAUCUGAGUCUGUGACAGGCACAGCGAGGAGGAGCAGAAGUUUACUAAAUUCAACCAAAUCAAAUAAAAAGAGAAACAUCAAACACAAGUUUUUAUGCAGAGAAAGCACGUACCUUUUUCUUCCCUUCAGCCCAGCCAGGAAUUCCACUUUCCCUCCUCUGUACUCCAGGAAUGCUGCUCCUCCUCUCCUACCUGAGAACCCAAAACCCACAAAGGCAGCUCAAGGACCAGACCAGGAGCUCUUUAACUCACCUUACAUGACACUCUGAUGGGGAGCAGUGACAGCAGAAUCCACAGCAAAGACCCUUCCCCAGCAGCAGCCAGCCCUUAAAUGGGGUCCAGGAGAGGUGAGCCAGGCUCCACCCCUUCGUUACUGAAUCGCCUUCACCUGCGCUCCCACUGCUGGCUCGGUCCUCGCCCCAGGUGUUCAAUCAGCGCUCCAGGCCCUGACCCAACUGCUCCCAUUCGCAGGGCUGUGCAAUGACAAAUGUGUGUCACUGGGAGCACUGGGUGGCAAACAGCACUCGCUGCAUCCCCAGCAGUGAUUUCAGCCCUUUGCUGUCUGGGCUGCUCACACAGAUCGCAGCAUCUGCUGUGCCAGCACUGAGAUCUGUGCUCCCCUGUCUGUUAGGAGAAUCACUAACUGGCAUCCAGGACAGACUGGGACCAAAAUUCUUGGGCUACGGCAGGUCGUCCAUCCAUAAACCUCCCUCAGCAGAUAUUCAUUUUUCUUGUUACUGUCGUCCCGUGGCUGUACCGGCACUUUAAGGGCACGGCCCCAAGCUGUGAUGGAGCACCUGGGGGGGGGGGGUGCGGCCCUGCAGCACAGCUGGGGGCAGUUUGGCUGUGGGCGGGGCUGAGCCAGGCUCCACCCCUCCCUGGCCCCAUUUAAGGGCUGGGAAGCGCAGGGGCAGCAUCCAAACCCGGUGAGUGCUGCCUUGGCAUGGGGUGAGCCCUGCUUCUUGGCAGGGGGGUGGGAGAACCCUUCUCUGUUGCCGGGCUGUGGUCUCUUCCUUUCUGGGGAUCCUGACUGCGUUGGAGGGCUGGCAGCCAUCUGCACCUGGAAGCUGUUUCAUUUGAGCGUGGUGAGCAUUGGUCCUUGGAAUGGGGGACUUCACCUGACUGCCUCGACUUCUCAAAUACCACUGAGAGUGGCUCCGUGACUGCAGCGGUGAAUUCCCUCAGGGCUCUGGGACUCGUCUCAUCAGGACCCAAAGACUCCUGGAUGUUCGAGUCUGCAGGUGGCUGCGGAGUUGCAGCGCUCCCGAGUGCCGUAACGACUGCAUGGAGAUGCGUGGCUCUUCAUGGGAACAGCAAGGAACCGGAAUCUGCAUUUCCUGGAAUGCCCCAGAGCCUCGCUUUGCUGGCUGGUAAUUGUCUGCCCAGCAGGUGGCAGCAGAGCUGCGUUGCUCCUGAGCACUUUAAGGACAGCACGGAGAUGCGCGGCUCUUCACAGCAGCAGCAAGGAACCGGAAUCUGCAUUUCCUGGAAUGCCCUGGAACCUCGCUUUGCUGGCCGGUAAUUGUCUGCCCAGCAGGUGAAGAUGCCUUCGAUGCUUCCAGUUGAUGGCUUGCCCCCUGCAAUGCCAUCAUCUUUCCAGUCCUCCCACACUCACCACCAGCUCGGUUCAGUCCAGCUUUUACCUGAAUCCCUGCUCUGUUCCCUUUCCUGAGCGCUGUAAGGACAGCACGGAGAUGCGCGGUUCUUCACGGCAGCAGCAGAAACUGGAAUCUGCAUUUCCUGGAACGCCCCGGAACCCCACUUUGCUGCCUGGUAAUUGUCUGCCCAGCAGGUGAAGAUGCCUUCGAUGCUUCCAGUCGAUGACUUCCCCCCUGCGAUGCCAUUGGCUUUCCUGGCCUCCCACAGUCACCGCCAGCUCAGUUCAGUUGAGCCGUUACCCGAAUCCCCGCUCCGUUCCCUUUCCACGAUCUUCCUGUCACUCUGCCACAAGCCCCCACCAAGGUCAUCGCAGGCAACGUGUGGGAUGCAGCACUCGGUCUCAUUACAGUUCAUCCCAUCAGCUUCAGCCCAGCGAUCCAACCCACCUGCACCCUUCCUGAGGGCCCUUCUGCUCCCAGGCCAAUCAACGCUUCCUUCUGAUGCCAUCUGCGUUCCUUCCUGCCCACUUUCAGACUCGUGCCCCUUUGUGGCCAUUUUGAGAGUUGCGCUGAUUUCAGCGUCUGCAUUCAAUUGACUUCAACCAAAUUGGCUUUAGCUUUACAUUCAAUUAAUGUAAACCAAAUUGGCUUUAGUUUUACAUUCGAUUAAUGUAAACCAAAUUGGCUUUAGUUUUACAUCCAAUUAAAUGUAAACCAAAUUGGCUUUAGUUUUACAUCCAAUUAAAUGUAAACCAAAUUGGCUUUAGUUUUGCAUCCAAUUAAAUGUAAACCAAAUUGGCUUUAAGUUUGCCUUGCUUACGGGGUUGGGUUAGCUUUGCUUUGUUUGUUCUAGCGCAGGGCUAACCCAACCCCGUAACCAAGGGCCGGUGGAGGCGAUUUUGUUCCUCCCGGCCAGUCUGAGACUUGCGCCCCCUUGUGGCCAUUUGAUGAUCUGUGCUGAUUUCAGCGUCUGCAUUCAAUUAAUCUCAACCAAAUUGGCUUUAGCCUUACAGUCAUUUUGCAUCAACCAAAUUGGCUUUCGCUUUGCAUUCAACUUAUUUCAACCAAAUUGGCUUUAGUUUUACAUUCACUUGACUUCAAUCAAAUUGGCUUUAGCUUUACACUCAAUUAUUGUAAACCAAAUUGGCUUUAGUUUUACAUCCAAUUAAAUGUAAACCAAAUUGGCUUUAAGUUUGCCUUGCUUACGGGGUUGGGUUAGCUUUGCUUUGUUUGUUCUAGCGCAGGGCUAACCCAACCCCGUAACCAAGGGCCGGCGGAGGCGAUUUUGUUCCUCCCGGCCAGUCUGAGACUCGCGCCCCCUUGUGGCCGUUUGAGGAGUUGCGCUGAUUUCAGCGUCUGCAUUCAAUUGAUCUCAACCAAAUUGGCUUUAGCCUUGCAGUCACUUUGCAUCAAUCAAAUUGGCUUUGGCUUUGCAUUCAACUUAUUUCAACCAAAUUGGCUUUAGUUUUACAUUCAAUUGACUUCAAUCAAAUUGGCUUUAGUUUUACAUCCAAUUAAAUGUAAGCCAUAUUGGCUUUAAGUUUGCCUUGCUUACGGGGUUGGGUUAGCUUUGCUUUGUUUGUUCUAGCGCAGGGCUAACCCAACCCCGUAACCAAGGGUCGGUGGAGGCGAUUUUGUUCCUCCCGGCCAGUCUGAGACUUGCGCCCCCUUGUGGCCAUUUGAUGAUCUGUGCUGAUUUCAUCAUCUGCAUUCAAUUGAUCUCAACCAAAUUGGCUUUAGCCUUACAGUCAUUUUGCAUCAACCAAAUUGGCUUUCGCUUUGCAUUCAACUUAUUUCAACCAAAUUGGCUUUAGUUUUACAUUCACUUGACUUCAAUCAAAUUGGCUUUAGCUUUACACUCAAUUAUUGUAAACCAAAUUGGCUUUAGUUUUACAUCCAAUUAAAUGUAAACCAAAUUGGCUUUAAGUUUGCCUUGCUUACGGGGUUGGGUUAGCUUUGCUUUGUUUGUUCUAGCGCAGGGCUAACCCAACCCCGUAACCAAGGGCCGGCGGAGGCGAUUUUGUUCCUCCCGGCCAGUCUGAGACUUGCGCCCCCUUGUGGCCAUUUGAUGAUCUGUGCUGAUUUCAGCGUCUGCAUUCAAUUAAUCUCAACCAAAUUGGCUUUAGCCUUACAGUCAUUUUGCAUCAACCAAAUUGGCUUUGGCUUUGCAUUCAAUUGACUUCAAUCAAAUUGGCUUUAGCUUUACAUUCACUUAAUGUAAACCAAUCUGGCUUUAGUUUUACAUCCAUUUAAAUGUAAACCAAAUUGGCUUUAGUUUUACAUCCAAUUAAAUGUAAACCAAAUUGGCUUUAAGUUUGCCUUGCUUACGGGGUUGGGUUAGCUUUGCUUUGUUUGUUCCUAGGCAGGGCUAACCCAACCCCGUAACCAAGGGCCGGCAGAGGCGAUUUUGUUCCUCCCGGCCAGUCUGAGACUUGCGCCCCCUUGUGGCCAUUUGAUGAUCUGUGCUGAUUUCAGCGUCUGCAUUCAAUUAAUCUCAACCAAAUUGGCUUUAGUUUUACAUCCAAUUAAAUGUAAACCAAAUUGGCUUUAGUUUUACAUCCAAUUAAUGUAAACCAAAUUGGCUUUAAGUUUGCCUUGCUUACGGGGUUGGGUUAGCUUUGCUUUGUUUGUUCCUAGGCAGGGCUAACCCAACCCCGUAACCAAGGGCCGGUGGAGGCGAUUUUGUUCCUCCCGGCCAGUCUGAGACUCGCGCCCCUUUGUGGCCAUUCUGAGAAUUGCAAUGUCUUUGGAUGGGCUGAGAUCUGCACUGCUUUUGAGGUGGGUUGCAGUACACAACAUUCUCACAAAUGUGGGGUCACUAAUGGGGUAUGGAGGCUUUGUACUCUUUCUCUGGUUGGUCUGAUGUCUAUGCGAACCAUGUGUUACAGCUGUACUGCAUAUGUGUGUGCUGCGCCUGUAAAUUGCGUCGUGCCAUGUACGCAUUAUGUGUUAUGUUGCGCCUGUGAACUGUGCUAUGCCAUGUACAGAAUGUGUGGAGGCCGUGCCUAUAAACUAAGUCUUGGAAUCAGAGACCCCUAUUCAUUACAUGUUCUGCUUCUCAGUGCGUAGUUGCUGGUAUAGUGUGUAUGUAUAUGAUUGUAUGAGUCAUGCCUUGUGGAAAAAGUGCUGUAAUAAACAAAUAGUUAAACAAUG